Aspergillus lentulus is the source of this 702-nucleotide messenger RNA. Its product is annotated as bZIP transcription factor. The record is from RefSeq and is a predicted model, not a curated record. Gene Ontology annotation, molecular function: DNA-binding transcription factor activity. Gene Ontology annotation, biological process: regulation of DNA-templated transcription. Lineage: Eukaryota; Fungi; Ascomycota; Eurotiomycetes; Eurotiales; Aspergillaceae.
AUGGAUACAUCGCCGCCUGAAGAACAGUCCGACCGUCAGAACACACCCGAACCUUCUCCUCCUAUUAAUACCUCCAAGCUUCUCAAGCGGGGUCGACCUAGGAUAGAUCGUGCUGGAGAAACAGCGGGUGAGAGACGAAAAGAACAGAUACGACUUGCACAGCGAGCCUACCGAUUUCGCAAGGAUCUCAGAAUUACGGAACUAGACCAGAAAGUUGCCGAGCUUGAACAGACCAUCGUCGCAAUCCGCGACCUCUAUCUCAGCGUGCACACUUCAGUCGGUGACUCUGGAAUUACCAUGUCCCAUCCGUUUCUCGCGCAGUCGAUGCAAACGAAUCUUCAACUGUUGCUCUCUCUCACUCAGUCAGUUUCGUCGAGACGUGCUGAAGGUCAUCCUUCGUCCACAUAUCAUGGCACAGAGCCUUCAUGGGAUGAACACUUUCUCGGGCACAAACCACCGCUACUGUCGCCUGCCUUGUCGAGCCAGUACCCAACAUCGGAUUCUGAAUCACUGGGACUUCCUUUUGACAGCACUUCCACAAGUCCGGGAGUGCGCUCGGGACAUUCGCCGGACCAAUUCGCCGUAGAUCCGUUUCUGCUCUGCGAUAAAUACUUCUGGGAGCAGCCCAGCAUGGGCAUGAAUAACGACGAGAUAUCACUUGGUCAUUUGACUUUACAUGAAAUCUCUUCGACUCACUCUUGA